GCCCUCACGACGCAUCCAUCAAACGAAUCUGAGCUCCAGUUGUUCAGAGUACUACAAAGAGCUAAUUUGUUGUCCUACUACGACACCUUCAUUAGCAAAGGUGGAGAUGAUGUUCAACAAUUAUGCGACUCUGGACAAGAGGAAUUCCUCGAGAUUAUGGAUCUUGUGGGCAUGGCAGCCAAACCCCUGCAUGUGAGAAGACUGCAGAAAACUUUGAGAGAAUGGCUUCAGAAUCCAGACCGGGUGGCUUUUAUGAUUUUUGCUGAACUUUACAAGGCUGAAUUUGUUGUUCCUGGAGACCAGUCAUACCUAUACUAUAGAAGUAACCAAGGUCGCGCCCAAGCGGGACAACCCCCGUGUAUACAUACG
This is a messenger RNA of Notodromas monacha, 369 nucleotides long. The record is from the annotation of a GenBank genome assembly. Lineage: Eukaryota; Metazoa; Arthropoda; Ostracoda; Podocopida; Cyprididae.